Messenger RNA from Closterium sp. Naga37s-1, 2889 nucleotides. The record is from the annotation of a GenBank genome assembly. Lineage: Eukaryota; Viridiplantae; Streptophyta; Zygnematophyceae; Desmidiales; Closteriaceae.
AUGUUUAACGUGACUCCAUUGCCCAUGUUUAACGUGACUCCAUUGCCCAUGUUUAACGUGACUCCAUUGCCCAUGUUUAACGUGACUCCAUUGCCCAUGUUUAACGUGACUCCAUUGCCCAUGUUUAACGUGACUCCAUUGCCCAUGUUUAACGUGACUCCAUUGCCCAUGUUUAACGUGACUCCAUUGCCCAUGUUUAACGUGACUCCAUUGCCCAUGUUUAACGUGACUCCAUUGCCCAUGUUUAACGUGACUCCAUUGCCCAUGUUUAACGUGACUCCAUUGCCCAUGUUUAACGUGACUCCAUUGCCCAUGUUUAACGUGACUCCAUUGCCCAUGUUUAACGUGACUCCAUUGCCCAUGUUUAACGUGACUCCAUUGCCCAUGUUUAACGUGACUCCAUUGCCCAUGUUUAACGUGACUCCAUUGCCCAUGUUUAACGUGACUCCAUUGCCCAUGUUUAACGUGACUCCAUUGCCCAUGUUUAACGUGACUCCAUUGCCCAUGUUUAACGUGACUCCAUUGCCCAUGUUUAACGUGACUCCAUUGCCCAUGUUUAACGUGACUCCAUUGCCCAUGUUUAACGUGACUCCAUUGCCCAUGUUUAACGUGACUCCAUUGCCCAUGUUUAACGUGACUCCAUUGCCCAUGUUUAACGUGACUCCAUUGCCCAUGUUUAACGUGACUCCAUUGCCCAUGUUUAACGUGACUCCAUUGCCCAUGUUUAAGGUGACUCCAUUGCCCAUGUUUAACGUGACUCCAUUGUCCAUGUUUAAGGUGACUCCAUUGCCCAUGUUUAACGUGACUCCAUUGCCCAUGUUUAACGUGACUCCAUUGCCCAUGUUUAACGUGACUCCAUUGCCCAUGUUUAACGUGACUCCAUUGCCCAUGUUUAACGUGACUCCAUUGCCCAUGUUUAACGUGACUCCAUUGCCCAUGUUUACCGUGACUCCAUUGCCCAUGUUUAACGUGACUCCAUUGCCCAUGUUUUACGUGACUCCAUUGCCCAUGUUUAACGUGACUCCAUUGCCCAUGUUUAACGUGACUCCAUUGCCCAUGUUUAACGUGACUCCAUUGCCCAUGUUUAACGUGACUCCAUUGCCCAUGUUUAACGUGACUCCAUUGCCCAUGUUUAACGUGACUCCAUUGCCCAUGUUUAACGUGACUCCAUUGCCCAUGUUUAACGUGACUCCAUUGUCCAUGUUUAACGUGACUCCAUUGCCCAUGUUUAACGUGACUCCAUUGCCCAUGUUUAACGUGACUCCAUUGCCCAUGUUUAAGGUGACUCCAUUGCCCAUGUUUAACGUGACUCCAUUGCCCAUGUUUAACGUGACUCCAUUGCCCAUGUUUAGCGUGACUCCAUUGCCCAUGUUUAACGUGACUCCAUUGCCCAUGUUUAACGUGACUCCAUUGCCCAUGUUUAACGUGACUCCAUUGCCCAUGUUUAACGUGACUCCAUUGCCCAUGUUUAACGUGACUCCAUUGCCCAUGUUUAACGUGACUCCAUUGCCCAUGUUUUACGUGACUCCAUUGCCAAUGUUUAACGUGACUCCAUUGCCCAUGUUUAACGUGACUCCAUUGCCCAUGUUUAACGUGACUCCAUUGCCCAUGUUUAACGUGACUCCAUUGCCCAUGUUUAACGUGACUCCAUUGCCCAUGUUUAACGUGACUCCAUUGCCCAUGUUUAACGUGACUCCAUUGCCCAUGUUUAACGUGACUCCAUUGCCCAUGUUUAACGUGACUCCAUUGCCCAUGUUUAACGUGACUCCAUUGCCCAUGUUUAACGUGACUCCAUUGCCCAUGUUUAACGUGACUCCAUUGCCCAUGUUUAACGUGACUCCAUUGCCCAUGUUUAACGUGACUCCAUUGCCCAUGUUUAACGUGACUCCAUUGCCCAUGUUUAACGUGACUCCAUUGCCCAUGUUUAACGUGACUCCAUUGCCCAUGUUUAACGUGACUCCAUUGCCCAUGUUUAACGUGACUCCAUUGCCCAUGUUUAACGUGACUCCAUUGCCCAUGUUUAACGUGACUCCAUUGCCCAUGUUUAACGUGACUCCAUUGCCCAUGUUUAACGUGACUCCAUUGCCCAUGUUUAACGUGACUCCAUUGCCCAUGUUUAACGUGACUCCAUUGCCCAUGUUUAACGUGACUCCAUUGCCCAUGUUUAACGUGACUCCAUUGCCCAUGUUUAACGUGACUCCAUUGCCCAUGUUUAAGGUGACUCCAUUGCCCAUGUUUAACGUGACUCCAUUGUCCAUGUUUAAGGUGACUCCAUUGCCCAUGUUUAACGUGACUCCAUUGCCCAUGUUUAACGUGACUCCAUUGCCCAUGUUUAACGUGACUCCAUUGCCCAUGUUUAACGUGACUCCAUUGCCCAUGUUUAACGUGACUCCAUUGCCCAUGUUUAACGUGACUCCAUUGCCCAUGUUUACCGUGACUCCAUUGCCCAUGUUUAACGUGACUCCAUUGCCCAUGUUUUACGUGACUCCAUUGCCCAUGUUUAACGUGACUCCAUUGCCCAUGUUUAACGUGACUCCAUUGCCCAUGUUUAACGUGACUCCAUUGCCCAUGUUUAACGUGACUCCAUUGCCCAUGUUUAACGUGACUCCAUUGCCCAUGUUUAACGUGACUCCAUUGCCCAUGUUUAACGUGACUCCAUUGCCCAUGUUUAACGUGACUCCAUUGCCCAUGUUUAACGUGACUCCAUUGCCCAUGUUUAACGUGACUCCAUUGCCCAUGUUUAACGUGACUCCAUUGCCCAUGUUUAACGUGACUCCAUUGCCCAUGUUUAACGUGACUCCAUUGCCCAUGUUUAACGUGACUCCAUUGCCCAUGUUUAACGUGACUCCAUUGCCCAUGUGUAACGUGACUCCAUUGUCCCAUGUUUAA